CUAGAUAGAAAUCUACUUUUGCAGAACUUAACGCAAAUAGAAUUUUACGGCAUAUUGUAUGUGUGUGUGUGGAGGGGGGCACUCUUUUCAUACUCGCAUCAGUCACGUCGGAUGAAGAAUUCCGCUCCACCCUAAACACCAUGUACUCCCACGGAUAGGCUUACGUAACAGCGGUUACAUAGCAUCCUCAAUUUGGACCAAAAUCAUGUGGUGAAACUGACAGACCAGUUGUGAGAACUGACUGCAAGGAUCGGGACUUCGCCACGGCAGACUGGUUCGAUAUUGUAGGCGAACUUGAUCUACUCAAACAGAAGUCAGUGAAUAUGAAGACCAUUUUCUCCAUGUAUCUCAUGCUAUUGAUGGUCAUGGUUGGAUUUCAAGAAUGUGUCUCAACUCAAAGUGAAAUGGUUGCUCCACCAGAGGUUACACAGCACAACGAUACUCUGUACGCAGCAUGCAGAAUGAGACCAAGCACAACACUCGCUGAGGAUCUGCCUAAGGUGUAUGGGCAUGUGCUUUUCAAGCAGGAAUACCCUCAGGGAAUCCUGAAAGUCCUUCUCCAUCUCAAAGGAUUCCCAAAAGAGGGCGUCCCAAAGCUCAGAGCAGUGCACAUCCACCAGUAUGGAGACAUCAGCCAGGGAUGUGACUCUACUGGUGGCCACUACAAUCCACUCAAUGUACAUCACCCCAACCACCCAGGAGACUUCGGUAACUUUGCGAACGCUCAUGGAAGAAUCAAUAUCGAUUCUAACGCAACUCUGUUUGGGAAACUGUCAGUGAUGGGAAGAGCGGUCGUCGUCCAUGAAAAGAUGGAUGACUUAGGACUUGGCGGUGAUGCUGGGAGCCUGCUCCAUGGAAAUGCUGGUCGGAGGCUUGGGUGUUGUGUUAUUGGGAUUUCUUCUCCCAAACUCUGGAAUAAGUAUACUAUAACGCAUAGCAGCAGAGUUUGAUCCAGCUGUAAUAGGCAAGGCUUGAGAAAAGCUUUAGAUGAUGUUAGUUUGUAUUACCCACUAUUUCCUACCCACUUAAAUAAAACUCACAUUCAAACAAAACUGUAAUUCGUGGCAAACAGGUCAACUUACAAUACUCGUAGAUCUAAAUGUAUCUGAGGCAAAUAUAAAUCAGUAGCUCUUGAGUUUUCAUUCUUCACAGUUUCAAUGGCAAACUAUUACAAUGUGCAGCAAUAUAAAAUGCUUUAAGCAUUAUCCAGAUCAUAUACGGUGUAACUGUACUGCUACUCAAUUUUACACUUCCGGAUCCCACCGCUGCCACCAAUGUAACCGGUUAAUUUCUUGCCCGGUGCGGGAUUCGAUACGGGUGUAUUUCACCACAAGGUGACAUCCCUAACCGCUCGGCUAAAGAGUCAGACUCGUUAGCUAGGGGCUCACGUGUCUUAUUAGUAGUUUACAUUAUUAUAUUUCAUAAGUUUUUGUCAGCAUUUUUUUAAAACGUCCUUGUGUUGUGUUCUACAAACAAAGGGGAGAAUGGUUGGCUUAACGUUACAGUUUUCACAGUUGUAACUUAAUAAAAUAAAAUAAAUAUUUUUACAAACCUGUCCAUAUACAACCAGAAUGUC
Lampris incognitus (smalleye Pacific opah) is the source of this 1576-nucleotide messenger RNA. RefSeq names its product extracellular superoxide dismutase [Cu-Zn]-like. NCBI's taxonomy places the organism in Eukaryota, Metazoa, Chordata, Actinopteri, Lampriformes, Lampridae. The transcript is spliced from 2 exons. Bases 324 to 950 code for a protein of 208 amino acids. The record is from RefSeq and is a predicted model, not a curated record. Gene Ontology annotation, molecular function: copper ion binding; superoxide dismutase activity. Gene Ontology annotation, biological process: removal of superoxide radicals.